ACGUAGCAACAAACAAACCAACCAACCAACCAAGUAACCAACCAUUCAACUGCAUAAUUUCAUUCAUACACAACAACAUGGGUGCCCUGGAUCACAUCUCUGAACUCUUUGACUGUUCUUCCUUUGGAAAUUCCAAAUACAAGAAGCGCAAGCAAUUCCAGACGGUGGAGGUGAAAGUGAAGAUGGACUGCGAAGGAUGCGAGAGGAAAGUGAAGAAAUCGGUGGAGGGGAUGAAGGGUGUCACCCAAGUGGAGGUGGAACGAAAAGCAAGCAAGGUUACAGUUACAGGCUAUGUGGAACCUUCUAAGGUGGUGGCGCGUAUUGCUCACCGCACAGGUAAGAGGGCGGAGCUGUGGCCAUAUGUGCCGUACGAUGUGGUGGCGCAUCCCUAUGCUCCCGGUGUUUAUGACAAGAAAGCGCCAUCUGGUUAUGUUAGGAAUUCGGAGUAUGAUCCCAACGUGUCCCACCUCGCUCGUGCUAGCUCCACCGAAGUUAGAUAUACAACCGCUUUCAGCGACGAAAACCCCACCGCUUGUGCUGUUAUGUAAUUUCGCUGUUUCAUUGCUUUUUUUUUUUUUCUUGUAUCACAUCGCAAAGGGUGGAGAAAAGAAGAUGAAAAUAGUGAAAGUAUAAUAGGAUUAGGUGAUAAACAUGUUAUGUUUGGGUUUUUAUUUUUUGCUAGGGAAAUAUAUUAUCUUUGAUUGCAAA
Messenger RNA from Lotus japonicus, 708 nucleotides. Its product is annotated as heavy metal-associated isoprenylated plant protein 26-like. Gene Ontology annotation, molecular function: metal ion binding. NCBI's taxonomy places the organism in Eukaryota, Viridiplantae, Streptophyta, Magnoliopsida, Fabales, Fabaceae. The coding region runs from base 78 to 548 and encodes 156 amino acids. The record is from RefSeq and is a predicted model, not a curated record. The transcript is spliced from 2 exons.